GAAGACGAGUUCCCGUGUAUGCCCACUGUGACUGCCUAUGACUCACGACUGGUCAGCCGCAACAACCAGCGCCCUCUCCCGCAGAACAGCCACGUGUUGCCAUAUGAAACUAGUCUGGCGAGUAUCAAGUGCAACUACAGUGAAGACCCAAUGGGACACUUGAUGGGCGGGUACUACAAUGCAAGCUACAUCAAGGGAGCGUCUAACAGGAACAAGGUCAAGUACGUGGCCGUCUGUCACCCGAAGAGUGCGGAGUGUGUGCGUGGCUUCUGGCGACUGGUCUGGGACACCAACGUGCCCUGUAUCGUCAUGCUAGAGGACUAUGACAACAACGGAAAAACAAUGUGUGUGGAUUAUCUUCCGGAGGAUGACGUCAAGCCACUGUAUGUGCACCACUUCACCCUUCUGCAGAAGGGACUCACCCAGACGCCCUCCUCCUACCACACAGAGUCCACCAUUGUCAUGCUCAACAGACAGACGGUGGAGAAGCGUACCAUUCUGGUGGUAUACUACCCUGGCUUCCCUGCCAACGGGGACUUGGCCAAAGUGAGCCAGGUGCUGGAGUUCGUGUUGCAGGUCAGAGGUGCAUUCAAGCCACACGCAGCCAGGAACUCGUCCGAGAUACUUGUACACUGUCCAAACGGAUCCCGCUCGUGUGGUCUGUACAUUGCGAGCGACAGACUGUUGCAGGAGGCCUCGGAGAAGACAUACAGUGACGUGAUGGGCUGUGUGGCCGACCUCCGCAUAUGCAGGAGAGACAUGAUACCCGUCAUACAUCAGUACCUGUUUCUGUACCAAUUGGUGCUCCUCUUCUUGACAAAACACAAGUCGUCAUUCAUCACACGCAAGAAUCUGGGAAACCUUUGGACGGGGGACCAAUUGGAAGAAGACAUCAAAACACACAAUGAGAGCAGAGAGAACUCAGACGCCGCCGAGAAGACUCUGGAUGACCCCCUGGCACUGCCGGCCAUUGCAGAGCUGAGCGCAGACAGUCUGCCCCAGUUGUCGGAGUUGAAUGACCCGGAAAAUUCAGGAGAGGGGGAGGAUGGGACGAAACGGAGCGAAAGCUUGUCUGUUGCCGCUGAACCACUCGCUGCAGCUCCCAGAAGGCGAAAGAAGAAACGAAGAGCGACCGUGGGGGGAGUUGGGAUAGAAGAGGAGACAGGUAGAAGGGGGAGGAGGAGGAGAAGGUCAACCAAACUACGUAGAGACACAACAGCCGAUAUCGGAGCCACGGGUCAGAACCGUGAGGAAAGUGUGCAAAACAAAACUCCGAGCGUAAGUUUUGACCCCUACUCUACGAAACAUGUGGAGUCAUCUCAUCACGAGCAGCCGGAAGAGGAGGAACCACAUGCCAACCCUGGAUUGAGACCAAUGCCUCUUCAUCUGGCUGCAUCUGAAUUGAUCGGCAGACAGUUCAAGCCAAGUGACUUAUCCAGGUCCAGAAACUUUGCAAUAGGGGCUCGUGGAAGAUCGUCCAGCGAUGGUCAACAAGGAAACACACCAGUUUCGUCGCGAGAAGCUGCCAAAAACAUACUGGCUAGUUCCAGACCAGCCAGAAGCAAUACAGUUGAUAAAAUAAUGCCCGAAUCACUACGCGCAGCACAGAUGUCCCAAGGAGCUGCAGGCGGAGCAGGUGGUCCCGAGAACACUCAGCCUAGUGGACUCUCAGUUCCUCCCCGGCAACGUCCCGCAAGAACAGCUGCUGAGAGGCGAAAUCUACGACUUAGCCAGAAAAAUGCGAGGAUGAAACAGGAGAACCAGAGUGAGCCCGAUGAGUUCCGUUUUACAGCCGAAGACCAAUCGGUUAUGGAAGACACCGAUCAUGACCAGACCUGAUGAUUUUUAUUCACAUUUUUCUGCUGUCUUAAUACAACUUUUUCGUCACAUCAUGCAUCAACAAACUGAAGAUUAGCCAAUGCGACAAAUUACAACCUCAAUAACAGAUGAGCCUUGAACUAAUUAUUAAAUUAUUCUUUGCAAUGAAAGUUAACAUUUGAACAAUCGUAAACUUCUAAUCAAUCUCUACUAAUUGUUUUUCAAGCUGAACAAUUG
Symsagittifera roscoffensis is the source of this 2055-nucleotide messenger RNA. RefSeq lists its product as uncharacterized. The transcript is spliced from 11 exons. Bases 19 to 1839 code for a protein of 606 amino acids. The record is from RefSeq and is a predicted model, not a curated record. Gene Ontology annotation, molecular function: protein tyrosine phosphatase activity. Lineage: Eukaryota; Metazoa; Xenacoelomorpha; Acoela; Convolutidae. Gene Ontology annotation, biological process: protein dephosphorylation.